Molecule: messenger RNA, 1438 nt
Organism: Myotis brandtii (Brandt's bat)
Lineage: Eukaryota; Metazoa; Chordata; Mammalia; Chiroptera; Vespertilionidae
Gene: COMMD8
Product: COMM domain containing 8
Exons: 5
Coding region: 16-576 (186 amino acids)
Source: RefSeq, a predicted model, not a curated record
CGGGGGUAAGGCCAAAUGGUGACUGAGACUCAGUCUGUGCCCGGGGGAGCUUGCUGUCUAGGAAGGAAACCUGGAGUUAUCCAGUCAUGCCUUCUUCACAAAAUAAUUGAUGGCAUUUGUGGCCGAACUUAUCCUCUCUACCAGGAUUAUCAAAAUGUUUGGGAUUCCACAGAAUGGAUGCAUGUUCUGGAAGAUAUUACCAAAUUUUUCAAAGCUGUAGUGGGCAAAAAAUUAUCUGAUGAAGAGAUAUCUCAGCAAUUGAAUCAGUUGAAUUCGUCUCAUCAGGAAGCUAUCAUGAAAUGCUUGAAAAGUAGAAAAGAUGAAAUUAAGCAGACUCUGUUAAACGAAAUAGUUGAUAUUUCCUCUGCACAGCUACAGGAUUUUGAUUGGCAAUUAAAGCUUGCACUUUCCAGUGACAAGAUUGCAACAUUACAAAUGCCACUUUUAAACCUUCAUCUAGACGUAAAAGAAAAUGGUGAAGUCAAACCAUAUUCUAUCGAAAUGAGUAAAGAAGAGCUACAGAACCUAAUAAAUUCCUUGGAAGCAGCUAAUAAGGUCAUCCUGCAGUUCAAAUAACUGGAAAUGAUGAAUGCCAGCAUUAUCAGAUUCCACUGUUACAACUGAUAUGACAGUGAAGACUGUGUGUUCAGAAAACCUGCAAUAUACUAUUAUGCCACGCUGAGAAAGCAGCCGUAUUGAGAUGACAAAGAUAAAAAUUUAUCAAGUUCCCUAAAGAACAGGAAAUUACAUGGUUGACAGGAAAUGCAUUAAAAUAUUAAAGAUAAAAAGCUAUAGUAGCAGUUUAUAUUUUCAUAAUGACUGUUCUGCUUCAUUUAUUAAAUAUUUGACAGAUCUUUAUAGAUACCGAGUUUUACUGAAAACUAAAAAUAGGCUCUAAAGUAAUGUUAACAUACAAAGCACAAAUAAACUUGAAUCUUGCUAAAAGAAAUAUGUGAAUAGCAAAGAUGUGUAUUAUGGAUAUAUAUGACUAAUUUGUGAUAUUUUAAAAAUAACUUUUAAAGACUGUAUAAGCUAUAAAUAACUCAGGAGAUUCCAUAUCUUACUCAUACUUCAAAGGAAAGAUAAAAUGUAAGAAUUCUUAGAGAAAGAAGCUCUUCAGACAAAUAAGAAAAAACUGUAGACAAUUUUGAGUUUAUGAAUUCUAUAAACUAAAAUCUUACACUAGAACAGGAAAAAUGCAAUAACACUGCUACUCUUGUAUUUCUAUGUCUGGGAGAGCAUGAGCUGAUAAAAAAUAUAUGUCAUUGUAUAGUUUAUAUAUUACUAUUCAAAUAGGUAAAAUGUCCAUUUUUUACAAACUCAAUAUUGAAUAUAACAGUUUUGGAUGUUAACUUUUUUGGCAAACAAAUCAUUUUUAAUUUCAGUUAAAUUUAAAGAUAGCAUUCUGAACAAAUAAAAACAAUUUCAUUUUAUUGUA